Acaulospora morrowiae is the source of this 861-nucleotide messenger RNA. NCBI's taxonomy places the organism in Eukaryota, Fungi, Glomeromycota, Glomeromycetes, Diversisporales, Acaulosporaceae. The record is from the annotation of a GenBank genome assembly.
AUGACUCAUCCGCCUUCCACCUAUCCAAUUAAGGGGAUACUAUACUUUUUCUCAAAUUGGGUUUUAGUUCGAAGAAUAAUAUGGAUACUAUUUCUGACCGUGCUUUUUGUCUUGGUCAUAGUCGGUUUGACCUUUGGGUUUUUACUUACGUUGCAAGCUCAUGGUUUAAUAAAAGCUGGUUGUCCUGUGUGGUUGGCAUGGGUCGUUGCGUCCAUAUUCUGUCUGAUCGAAUCUGUCAUUUUUACCAUUAUCUUUUAUCUUAUUGCCACACCGUUCUGGCAGGACGCAUUAUUUGACGAUGUUUUAAAAUUAAGAGGGCUUGGCUAUGUCCUUAAACAACAAAGAAACAUAUCAGAAACGACACUCUGUUUUCGUGGAAUUGGAACAGGAAUGUUGCUGGCAUUAUUUCAGGUGUAUGUUUUGAUAAUAACGCAGGUCAUAACACUCAUUGUUACCAUGCCAUUACAUGCUUUACCGGUUGUGGGGACAUUCAUUUACUGUUAUCUAAAUGCAUGGGUGAUGACAUGGGGUCAUCAGUUGCACUACCAUUUGGAAAUAAAGGAGUUGAAUGUAAACCAAUCACGAAAGUUAGCUUGGAAAAACCGAGAUGAUUAUAUUUUGUUCGGAAUGGUGGCAGUGGCACUUGAACUGAUACCAAUAGCAAACUUCUUAUUCUUUUGGACAAAUGUAGUUGGCGCCGCAUUAUGGACUGCCGACGUUCUCAUCGAAGAACGUAGAGAUGAAUUAAACAGAUCUAUUGGGUUUACAGCACCAUUUUUGGAAGAAGCAGUUGUGAUACCAUAUCAAGCUAUGCCAAAUGUAGAUAAUUAUUCCAACAAUAAUUACGGCGCAACCCUCUAG